Messenger RNA from Gavialis gangeticus (Gharial), 1957 nucleotides. Its product is annotated as bile acid receptor-like. The record is from RefSeq and is a predicted model, not a curated record. The transcript is spliced from 12 exons. Bases 254 to 1786 code for a protein of 510 amino acids. Gene Ontology annotation, biological process: negative regulation of inflammatory response; bile acid signaling pathway; positive regulation of transcription by RNA polymerase II. Gene Ontology annotation, molecular function: RNA polymerase II cis-regulatory region sequence-specific DNA binding; nuclear receptor activity; zinc ion binding. Lineage: Eukaryota; Metazoa; Chordata; Crocodylia; Gavialidae.
CCUUGUUUUGACCCUAGCAAGGGCUGUGUGGGAAGUUUGUGUCUCUGAUAGAGCUGAAGCAUUGCUCUGCGGAGUGUCUGGAGCCUAAGUGUAUGCAAAGAAACUGAUAAAUAGGGAAAAGGCCCCGUUUCCUCCAGUUGAAAAUCAGAGUUGAAGUAACUGUUGCAUCUCAGAUUCCCUCUAGGAAGAGAAGGCAUUCUCUCUGGGGCAACUGUAUGUUUCCUCCUCAAAGGUACAUCCUAUACCAAAGUGAAUGAAACUGUGGGAGCUGGAACAGAAUAUGGCAAAUACCUUUGUCACUGUACCUGAUGGAUAUUGUCUUGCCGAACCCAUUCAGUAUUAUGAUGUUUUGCCAGAGCACAUCAAUUAUCAGCUGCAAGAUACAGACUUUCAGCCUGCUCCUUACUGCCAGUAUUCACCAGUACAGUUUCCUCCAGUGUUACCGUCACAACCUUCUCAGCCCCAAUACAGCAUGUAUAGCCUGGACUCUCAGUACGGUGAUGGGCAGUACAUAAUAAGUAAUUGUGAAUUAAACAAACCUCCCUGCAUGAUUGCUCACACUGAUGAGGAUGGAUAUCAUGGGCUAAAACGACCAAGAAUAAGUCACUCCUCCUUGCGUGUGAAGGGACAGGAAGAGUUCUGUGUUGUGUGUGGAGACAAGGCCUCUGGAUACCACUAUAAUGCACUCACUUGUGAAGGCUGUAAAGGAUUCUUUCGACGUAGUAUCACCAAGAAUGCAGUGUAUAGAUGUAAAAACGGUGGCCACUGUGAAAUGGACAUGUACAUGCGACGGAAGUGCCAGGAGUGUCGCCUGAAGAAGUGUAAGGCUGUGGGAAUGCUGGCAGAAUGUUUGCUAACUGAAGUCCAGUGCAAGUCAAAGCGACUCAGAAAAAACUGCAAACAGAAAAGCAGUUUCCUUUGUAAUGUCAAGGUAGAAGAUGAGGGAGUGAACAACAAACAUGUAUCGUCCACAACAAAAGUCCAAGAAAGGAUGGAACUUACUCCAGGGGAACAUCAGAUUAUUGAUCACAUCGUUGCAGCCCAUCAAAAAUACACAAUUCCCUUGGAGGAAGCCAAAAAGUUUCUACAGGAAACUGCAAACCCUGAAGAGAGUUUUUUGCGGCUCUCAGAGACUGCAGUGGUUCAUGUGCAAGUACUGGUGGAUUUUACAAAGAGACUUCCAGGAUUUGAAAGCUUAGCCAGCGAUGACCAGAUUGCACUACUAAAAGGUUCCACAGUUGAAGCAAUGUUUCUGCGUUCAGCCCAGAUAUAUAACCAGAGAGCUAAUGAAUGUCAGUCAUCAGUGGGUGAAAGUCACGUAAGAUUUUCUGAUCAUACUACAUGUUGUCAUGAUCAAGACCUUGAUAAAAGUACCGUUUAUUCCCUGGAAAUGUCUCACAGCGAAGACAGUCCAACUUCCACCACUACCACAGGAAUCACUGAGGAAUUUAUCACGGCAUUAUUUUACUUCUACAGAAGCAUGGGAGAACUUAAUGUGACUGAGACAGAAUAUGCCCUGCUUGUUGCAACUACUGUGUUUUUUUCAGACCGUCCGCUCCUCAGGAACAAGCAACACGUGGAACAGCUUCAAGAACCGCUGCUGGGCAUUCUGUACAAGUACUCCAAGAUCCACCACCCCGAGGACCCCCAGCACUUUGCCCGCCUCAUCGGGAGACUGACUGAACUCAGGACCCUCAACCACAACCAUGCUGAGGUGCUGGUGACCUGGAGAGCGAAGGACCCCAGGCUGACCUCUCUGCUCUGCGAGAUUUGGGAUCUACACUGAGUCCCCCCUCCAGCAAGGGUCUCCUUGCCCUUAGUUGUGCCCCGGGCUACGCGCUUUGUGUAACCGCUGCUGACACGCGGCCAUCCUCUCUGAUGCCUGUAGUAGCCGCCAUGAAUGUGUACCACACAAGGCUUCUCUGCUUUGGUUUGGAAAUAAAUAUGUGACUGCUUU